Molecule: messenger RNA, 249 nt
Organism: Fusarium proliferatum ET1
Lineage: Eukaryota; Fungi; Ascomycota; Sordariomycetes; Hypocreales; Nectriaceae
Exons: 3
Coding region: 1-249 (82 amino acids)
Source: RefSeq, a predicted model, not a curated record
AUGGGCUGGAAGCGUGUCGAGACAUAUGGCGUUAAACACAUUUGCAACCUGGCAAUUUGCGACAAGAAGCGUUACACAGACUACUGUGGUCCUGAAAAAGCGACCAAAAAUGCUGAUUCUUUGGCAUUAUUCGCUCUGGCAAUGUACUAUGAUAAGUGGGAUUGGAGUUCUGGUGCUCGCGCAAAAGAGCCAGGGUCUAAAAAGAGGCCAAAGAAUGAGGAAGGGGGAAAUUCACAACAAGAUGACUAA